Messenger RNA from Hemiscyllium ocellatum (epaulette shark), 1927 nucleotides. RefSeq names its product ninjurin-1-like. NCBI's taxonomy places the organism in Eukaryota, Metazoa, Chordata, Chondrichthyes, Orectolobiformes, Hemiscylliidae. The record is from RefSeq and is a predicted model, not a curated record. The transcript is spliced from 4 exons. Bases 176 to 610 code for a protein of 144 amino acids. Gene Ontology annotation, cellular component: membrane. Gene Ontology annotation, biological process: tissue regeneration; cell adhesion.
UUGAAUGUGUGGUAAAAUGCAGAUUACAACAGGAGAAAUGUGAAACUCUUAGUUCUGAAUCAGUUGGCAAAGUGCGAAAAGGCAAGGGAAGACAUGGCAGAGAUGCAGUGAGAAUCUAAGUAGGUGCAAAGUGAAUGAGCUUUAAGGGAGCAAACUAAGAGCCUUAAGUUGCAUCAUGCUCCGUGUUCUGGCACAGCAUAAUGAAUAUGUAAUAAGGAAUAUCAACACAUAUGCCAGAACAAAGACCAUUGCUCAGGGCUUUCUGGACAUAGCCCUAUUUACUGCAAAUGCAUCACAGAUGAAGCACCUCCUGCAACAAGGCCCAGAAAUACAGUUUUACUAUUUCCUAUUUGUUCUAUUGUGCAUCUCUAUCAUACUUCAGUUGAUUGUUGCAGCCCUAUUAAUUUAUAAAGGAUCAAAGAACAUAGAAUGUGAUGAUCCCGAGCGCAGGCUCAGUGACAGAGUACAUCUACUGAAUAAUAUUGUGACCGGUUUGAUCCUGGUGAUCACAGCUGUCAAUGUUUUCAUCACUUCAUUCUGGUUCAGUCCUCCCCAGGCCACGCUGGAGGACCAACGCCUCAGUCAAGUUGUUACCUGUACCAACUGUUAACCAUCCUCUGCGCACACACACAGUAAAACCGGCUGCAGAAAAAAAUAAAGUACAACUGAUCAAGUAACCGGCUCUAACACCCCGUUCUUUAGUUUGGCAUCUUCCCAUCGGCAGUGAGCGGAUCUCGGUCUCUGGUGGUGAUUGAGAAACACACACAUACUGACGGUGCUGUCCAGCGCAACGGCAAUAUCGCUGUUAGUUACUAACACUACACUCUAAAGCAAUUAAAAAUGUCGACCAAGGGCUGCCAUCUCCUUCGGGAUAAGAAUUCUGCGGGACUUUUGCAUUGACUGAAAGCUCUGGGAACAUAAAACGAUAUUCACGUGAACCAUCAAACUGAACCACUCUUAAAGGUCACCGUUAAAAGAACGCGGAUUCCAACUGCUUUAUUCUAAAACUGCACCUUGCGAAUUAAUUUACCACCGCCCUUGGGAAAGGGUUGAUUACAGCGGCAGAAGCCUCUCGAAGUCUUAAAUAAAAACCCAGCCUGAAAUAAAACCAGAAAUAGCUGGAGAAACUCAGCAAACCUGGCAGCUUCUAUACAGCGAAUGCAGCGUUCAACUUCCCGGGCAUUCAACUGAUGAAAAGUCACUGGACCCGAAAGCUUGACUCUGCUCACAGAUGCCAAACCUGCUGUGUGUCGCCAGCUAUUGCUGUCUUUGCAUCCCGAUUUUUUUGUUUUUUUUUAAUAGGGUUGGGGUAGUAUGUACUGAGAGAUUACAUUUGGCAGUAAAGUUCAAGUAUUGCAGACUCUGUUUAGUUUGAUCCGCUUGUGAAUGCAUUCGGUUGGCCAGAUGUGCGGAGAACAUGCGUCCAAAAGGCGAAUUUAUAGUCCAAACACUAUUUAUAGUCAAAACAAUAUUGGAGAGUGAAAUUAAUUGCUUGCAGAUAUAACGAAUCCGACUCAUCAACCUCCCAACACCUUUCCGUUCAACAUCUUUGCCCAACAGAAACUCUCUCUCCUCCCACGCUGUCUGACCUGCUGAGUACAGCCGAGCAGUUUCUAUUCUGAUUUUAUUGUCAAGUUUAUUGGUUCCUGUGAUUUCAAUUGGGAGCGCAUCUCACGUCAAAUUAACCCAAAGUCCUCCCAAACCGCGGCUGCUGGCGGUUUGAAAUAAAAGCAGAAAAUACUGGAGAAACUCAGCAGGUCGAUAGAGAAACCAUUAGUAUUUCGAGCUUUGGUCGGAAUUUCGGAACUGAAGGAGAACUUUGAAGAAAAGUCAUGAUGAACUCCAAGCAUUAAACCUGUUUCUGUCUCUACCUGGCUUUACUGAGUUUCUCCAGCAUUUUCUGUCUUUGUUCGUCGAACUGCUGCCA